This is a messenger RNA of Cooperia oncophora, 630 nucleotides long. The record is from the annotation of a GenBank genome assembly. Lineage: Eukaryota; Metazoa; Nematoda; Chromadorea; Rhabditida; Trichostrongylidae.
AUGUUCAUGGAUCGCGAAGCAUUAAUUCAUUUCAUUGGUGGAGCCGUCGGAGGAACAGCAGGUAAUCUUUUCCUGAGCGGAUUUCGGAACAUUUUGUUUAUGACUGUAUUAUCUAUGGACGUGUAUCACUUGUCCACUGGAAGUAGUAAAAACGAGGAUGCAGUCAAGCAAAGGAAUUACACCAGUUUGGACCCUGUACUAGUCAAGGAGGCACGCCAUCGCUCCGGUACUUCUCCACCUUCAAUAUCUCGUAGUACGACUGCUCCUAAGGGACCAAUGUCGUCAACAUAUAAACAUUUUCUUGGCGACAUCGAGCCGCGCCAUGGUAUGUCCGCUGGACUUUGUCGGCGAUUUCGUCGCAGUCACAAGCAAAUUGUAAAGAAUGAAGGGAUCGGCGGACUGUACAAGGGUUUAUUGCCGAAUCUCGUCGGUGUCGCUCCAUCGAAGGCGGUUUAUUUCUACUCUUAUUCGACGAGCAAACGAAUGUGGAACGAUUCUGGAUUCUUCGCUCCCAAUAGCGCUAUUAUACAUAUGGUCAGCGCUGGUACUGCAGAUACAGGUAAUCUUCUCAUGAGGAGACAUUACCAGUGUGAAAAUAUCAGGGAUCCUACUAUUUGGGAAGAUAAGUAG